Molecule: messenger RNA, 2154 nt
Organism: Sclerotinia borealis F-4128
Lineage: Eukaryota; Fungi; Ascomycota; Leotiomycetes; Helotiales; Sclerotiniaceae
Source: the annotation of a GenBank genome assembly
AUGUCUCCAUCACCUUCAUUUGAUCAUAUGGAGAUACCGUCCUCUCCCGAUGUGCCAACGGGUUCUCCUCAGCUUCCAAAGCUUCCCUCUCCGAUUAGUGCGAAAGUGCGAACACCAAAGAAGGAAAGACGACAGACAUCAAUUACGCCGAGAAGGUUCGGAAAGUUCUUCGACAAUAAAGCUGCCACCGUUUCAAUGUCCUCGCCUUCUGGUCGAGCCCUCAAGAGACUGGUCAAUAAUCAUCAAGAAACACAAUCUAGCCCAUUAAAACCUUACAACAAUGUAGAGCUUCAAGGACAGGAAAACGAGGAAUUGAUUUCAACACCUAGAGAAUUCAAGAGAAGAAAAACAAAUCACUGUGAUCUAAGUGCGGAUGAUGAUUGUUUCUUCAAAGAUCCUGUAAAAAUACAUCAUGGACAAUCACAUUGUAACUCUUCGAAAAUAGCUUCUUCGAAUUCAACAUCACAGUUGAUUGUUGAAGAAGUAGAAGAAGAAGUAGAAGAGGAUGGUCCUAUUGAAGCUUCACUUCCAAAAGAACCCAUCGAGCGCAUCGUUCCCUUCGAGAACUGCGGAAUGAGUGCGAGGAUAUUACAAUUGAGUUUGGGCACUUCCAGGUCAAGACGAGCCAAUUUAGCAUAUCCUGUCAAUGAUUGGCGAGACGAGACUGCAUCGUUCUACAGUAGACCAGAAGAUGUAAGCCACACUGUGAGUCUCAUGGGUGGCAGGGACAGCAUACCUUUUUGUAACGCCGGCCUGAAUACGAAUUCUCUGGUAGCCAUUGGCGAUGACGAAGGACGUAUUCGACUCGUGGAAUCUGAGAAGAAUGGACAGCCUUCAUUCAGCAGUGUACAUUUGGGUUGGCAGAUUCACAAAAAUGCCAUCAUUGAUCUUUCACUUUCCGACGAUGAUGCCUUGGUAGCAACGGCAUCCGGGGACCUUUCCGCCAAAGUUUCAGACAUGACAACACAACAGCCAAUAUCUAUCCUUGCUAACCAUAGUGCGACAUUAAAACAAGUAAGAUUUCAACCAGGGGCAAACAAUAAGAAUGUACUCGCCACAUCGGGUAGAGAUGGUAGUGUUCAGAUCUGGGAUCUAAGAUGCAAGGGCAGCGACGGUCCGAUUAUGGAGAUGCAAAAGCUACCAGGUGAAAACAUUCCACGUUGUGGUAACGUCAAGGGCAUUUUAAAUGCCCACCACGGUUCACAUUUUCAUGAGCCUAAACCUGCUGCGGGCUUCCGCUCUCUUUCUGGUCCUAGAAAAGGACGUGCCGGCGAUAUAUCAGUCACGAGCAUCCAUUUCUUACCACCUGGUCAAGAGCACUUACUCCUUACUGGUUCAGAAUCGAAUUCUAUCGUCAAACUUUGGGAUAUCCGUAAUUGUUCCAAUAGGCGGAAAAGCAGCCGACCAGUCGCAUGCACGAAACAGGUUCCUAGCCAUGUCAGCAAUCGUCCUUUUGGUAUUACCUCCCUCAGUAUGAGUCACGACGGAAGCAGGUUCUACAGCGUUUGUAAAGACAACGUAGUCUAUGCAUAUUCUACCUCGCAUCUCAUUCUCGGCCAUGCAUCUGAACUUGAAAGCGGCAAUGGGAAAGGAACAUCUCAACGAGCAGUUCAAGAAGGCUCAGGUCCGCUAUAUGGAUUCCGACAUCCUUCUUUCCACGUGGCCAAUUUUUACAUUAAAUCUGCAAUUCGCAAGCCUGUCAAUGGCAAUUCUGAGCUUCUAGCUGUAGGAAGUAAUGAUGGGACUCCCAUUUUAUUUCCCACCGAUGAGCGUUACCUCGGUACAAAGGCCAAUACUUCUAUUCCAUCCGAAGACGUCACCCAACACUCCCGAACAUUGAGCCCCAAUUCCCUAUCGCGACCUGGAGAACUCAGCUCGGCGAUUUGGGGAAGUAAGAAAGAUACUUUGGUAGAGGAUUCGAUCCCUAUCUACACACAUGGGACAGCGCUGAUAAGAGGGCAUGGAAGGGAAGUGAGUUCGCUAAGUUGGACAAACAAUGGUGAACUUAUCUGUGCGGACGAUGAUUGGAAUGUUAGGUGUUGGAGAGAGGGACGGGAUGCUAGAGAUUUGAGAAUGGGUGGAGAGACGGGGGGAAGACGAUGGGGUUGUGGAUGGGCAGACAUUCGAAAAGAUUACGACGACGAAGAUGAGUAG